Diaporthe citri is the source of this 3633-nucleotide messenger RNA. RefSeq lists its product as uncharacterized. The record is from RefSeq and is a predicted model, not a curated record. Bases 1 to 3633 code for a protein of 1210 amino acids. Lineage: Eukaryota; Fungi; Ascomycota; Sordariomycetes; Diaporthales; Diaporthaceae. The transcript has 4 exons.
AUGCCUGACACGGUCUACCGCGAGUCCCGCAGCUACGUGCGGGAGCGCGACGACCCGGAAUCCGACGACGAUCGCUACAGAGGUGCACCCACCGUCCGCCGCUACAAGGUCACUCAGACCCAGCGUGCGCCGCCUCCUCCCCCGCCUCCGCCCGUCGAGCAUGUAGAACGGAUCGAGCGCACCGAACGUGUUGUCGAGAACGACUUCAUCGAGGAUGAUCGUCGUUCCAGGUUCUCCACGCAUUCUCACCAUCUGCACCCCGGGCGCUCAUCCGGCGACUUGGUCGAGGUCGAUACCACACGACGAGUGGACAGGACCUAUCUGCCCGAGAGGCCGAGAUCCGCCUUCGACCCGCCCGCCCAGAGGAGCACCCAUGUCGUGGAGAAGGUCACGGAAAGGGAGCGAGGCAGAUCGCCAACCCCCGAAUUUUACGACAUAAGCAAGAGGAGUGUUGUCCACGACGACGGUCGCAGUGCUGUUUACGAAAGGACCAGGGAGGUCGAGCGCGAAGACCCGUGGCCCGCAGACCGCCAACGAACCACUGUCGAGACGAAACGCGUAGUUGAACGUGACGACGACCGCUGGUAUGAUGACCGGGACCGACAACGAACAACGGUCGAGAAAAAGGUUGUUGAGCGAGAGGGUGACCACUGGUGGGACGAGCGUGAACGUCCCAGGGGCGGCGAACUCGUCUACGAGAAGACAAAGGAGGUCGAGAGAGACCGCGGCCCGACCUCUCCGCGCGACUGGGACCGGCAUUCACACUCUCCGUGGGACCGUGACAACGUCGAUGUCCGGGUCGAGAGACGUGUUGAGAAGCGUGACGAUGGUGUAGAUGUCACCAUGCAGCGCCGCGUGGAAGAGCGUCGCGACGAGACACCCUACGGCGAAGUGGAGCGGUACCGCAAGGAGACCGAGUACUACGAGCCGGCACCCCCAGACCCCGCCCCCAUCAUCAUCCGCCAGCGCGCUCCGGAGCAGAGGAUCAUCGUGCAGGAAGCCCCCGAGCCAGCGCCCAUCAUGAUUCCGUACAGGCAGCAACAGAACACAGUGGUCGCGCGGCGGGAAGAGCCCCGCGAGGAUGAGUACUACUACCGGCGCAGGGAGGUAGACAGAUCUGACGAUGAUGACGUCUACGUCAGGAGGACAAUUAUUCGGCGUCAACGGAGCAAGUCGCCAGAGCAUCACCACAAGCUGCAUCUGGCGGAGGGUGCGGUGGCCGGCGCUGGUCUGGCCGCUCUUGCGGCCUCUCGGCGCAAUGGUGAUGGUGACCCUCAGGGAGGUCGGGGACGCAAGGUUCUUGCUGGAGCUGCCCUGGGUGCCCUGGGCACCGAAGUAUUCAAACGCGCGCGCUCUGCUUACAAUGACCGAUAUGGUGAUGAUGAAGAUCGCUACCGGGACGACUACAGGCGCGGGCGGUCACGGUCACGCGGGGGUGACUACCGUGACUACCGUGACUAUCGUGAGUACCGGGGCCGUGAUGACGACUAUGAAGAAGAGCAUGAUAGGCACCACAAGAUCAAGACCGGGCUCGGGCUCGCGGCUGCGGCCCUGGCUGUGGCUGGAGCAGCUAAGUACUACCAAUCCCAGAAGAUCGAGAAGGAGGAACUGCGCCGUGGACGUAGCCUGCACCGCUACGACAGCGACUCGGGUGACAGUUACAUCAGCCGCUCCCGCAGCAGAGGACCCGGAGGGCGGUCCCCAUCUCGUGGCUCAGGCGUCGCCAAAGCCGCGGCUGGAACCGCCGCCGUCGCCGGUCUAGUUCAGCACUUCCGAAGCAAAUCCCGCGCCCGCCAAGAGGGUGGAUCCAAGUCGCGCUCACGGUCGCGGCUCCGGACCGGCGCUGAGAUCGUUGCCGCUGGGCUAGCGGGCGCAGCGGGCAAGAAGCUGUAUGACCGUUCCAAGGACAAGAAGGAGGAGCGUGAGAGGGAACUCUCGGACGAGGAACAUGAACGCGAAUACCGGGAGCGGGAGCGGUCCAGAUCUCGGAGGGAUAGGUCUAGAUCGCGAUCCCGCUCCAGGUCGCGUAGCAGGUCGCGCUCUAGACCCCCCAACCCGACCUCUGCCGCAGCCGCUGAUCCUGAGCUAGGUUUGGUUGAGUAUGGCGGCCACCCCCUGUACUCCGACCGAGACGGGGACCAUCGGCCACGAGCGGCCGAACCGGGUUACGAGUCGGCGGAGGACAGGAGGAGACGGAGGAGGGAGCGGCUGGCCAGGCAGAGGUCGCAGUCGAGGGGUCUGGACUCAGAAGAUGAUGGAGUGUAUGAUGAGAAGGAGAAGAAAGAAAAGAGGGCUAGGAGUAGAAGUCGCUUCAGGGACAUGGCUGCUGGUGCUGCCGCAGCGGGCGCUGCAGCGAUCGGGUUGAAGAAGUAUGGGGAUGCUAAGAAGGACAAGGAGAGGGCUGAGUCGAGGGAACGGAGCAGAGAACGGUCUCGAGAAAGGUCGAGAGACCGGGAAGACAGAGAACGGGACAGGGAGGCCAGGGCGAGGGAUCGUGCUGAGAGGGACCGGGAUCGUAGGGACAGGGAGAGAGAUCGCAGAAGUUACGAGGAUUCCGUCGCGGACGGACAUCAUGACGCCUACGACUCGCAGCGGCCUCCGUCUCCACCACACGCAUCCGGCGGCUACUUCGAUCCUCGCCCACCAGGUCCCGCCCCUGGCACCGAUACAUACCAACAGGGCUUCACACAACAUCCUAAUAUGGCCUCUACGAACCUUCACGACACUUAUACGCCGUACAACCCUCAAGAGUAUCACCCUUUCCCACCGCCACCACCAGGACCGCCGCCAAAUUCUGCGUCGACUCCGACUGGAAUGCCACCGCCGCCAACAGGGGGAUACCGGCGAAACGACCCCGAUCAAACACUCCUCCGUCACCGAGCCACCAAGUCACGCGAGAAUGUAGACGACGAGAACGCUGCAGCAGCCGAUAACGAUAGCGCCAUUGUGCCGGCUCGCCGGCGCUUCCGCAAGCGGCGGCGCAACUCAGACCCCAGCGCCAACCGUCCCGUGGUCGGGAGGCAUCGAAACGAGCUUCCAGAGUCCGACCGGUCGGAAUCUGGGAGCGAGGAAGAGAUCGAGGUCCUGCCUGAUCGCUUCGAUGGGACGGGCCGGCCGAUCGACCCCAACGCUCCGUCCAGCUCCCGGAGCGCACGGGUGAGAGGCGGGUGGACGGAGCGGCGGGGUGACUUCGAGUAUCGGUCCCCGCGGCCGGGAGGCACGCAGGCGAGGGGCAUGUGGAGUGUCGGCGGGACGGACCCAGACCAGGUCGAGAGGAUGAUGCAGGACGUCACGGGGAUCAUCGGCGAUGGCCCGCCAAAGGGCGUCAGCGGCUGGAUCGGACUGGCCGGGCGGUUGCUGGGGAGUGGUAUUCUCGGGGCUCACGGUCUCCCUGGCCCACAUGACGACGAGUAUGAUAAUGGUGAGCAAGACAACGGCGGCGGCCGUCGGGGUGGUGGUGGAAGGAGCAGGGACGUCGACAAGGUUGGGUAUGGCGGCAGUGGAAGCGAGAUCAGCCGCGACGAGAGGGGCAAGGGGAGGCGGAGGGUGAACGACCAUGAUGACACGGACGAUGUUGACGAGGACGACGGGAUGAGGAGGAGGAGGCGACGGAAGAGGCGGGAGGUGGAAUGA